This is a messenger RNA of Lycium ferocissimum, 462 nucleotides long. Its product is annotated as probable 1-acyl-sn-glycerol-3-phosphate acyltransferase 5. Lineage: Eukaryota; Viridiplantae; Streptophyta; Magnoliopsida; Solanales; Solanaceae. Gene Ontology annotation, molecular function: acyltransferase activity. The coding region runs from base 1 to 462 and encodes 153 amino acids. Gene Ontology annotation, cellular component: endomembrane system. The record is from RefSeq and is a predicted model, not a curated record. The transcript is spliced from 2 exons.
AUGUCUGAUGUGGAUAGAUCUAUUGUCUUUGCUGUUUUCUUUUCCUCUCCAUUUUAUGACAUCACAAUUGGCUACAAGCAUAAUUGCCCUUCUUUUUUGGACAAUGCUUUUGGGGUUGAUCCAGCUGAAGUUCAUAUGCACGUCCGCUGUAUUGCUAUUGCGGAUAUACCAGAAUCUGAAAAUCAGGCUGCUUCAUGGUUGAUGGAUACAUUCAGUGAUAAGGAUAAAUUGUUGUCCGAUUUUCAUUCAGAAGGUCAUUUCCCUCGCGAAGGAAUAGAAAAUGAGCUCUCUACAGCCAAGUGUCUAGCAAACUUCAUCUUUGUGAUAACAUUGACUGUACUUUGUACAUAUCUAACGCUAUUCUUGUCCAUUUGGUUCAAGAUAUAUGUUUCCUCUGUAUGUGCAUUCUUGGCAACAGCUACAUUCUUCAAUAUUCGGCCUUCGCCCAUUGUAUCUUUAUGA